GCCACCUUUGUCGUCCUCAACCUCCUCGCGAUGAGCGGCGCGCUGUACAAGAUGAACACGAUGGGCCUGCUCCCGAACACGCCCUCGGACUGGGCCUCCUUCCUCGUCGUGCCUCCGCCCGUCCAGGUCUCCACCGGGAGCCAAAUCUCGGCGCCCCUCGCCCACUGA
Molecule: messenger RNA, 168 nt
Organism: Emiliania huxleyi CCMP1516
Lineage: Eukaryota; Haptophyta; Isochrysidales; Noelaerhabdaceae
Exons: 1
Source: RefSeq, a predicted model, not a curated record